GAACACCGUGAAAACUCGAGGGGCGUAUCAUCACGCGAGCUGUUUUAACGCGAGCACGAUAAGUCGAAUCUCGCGCGACGACGUAAAAAGUAACGCCAAUUAUACCCGUUUGAAACACACUGAUUCUACUUUUCCACGACUGAAACACGGUUCGAUAUAAUUUCUUCUUAUUUUCGAGCCGCGCCGUAUUGUUAAAUCUUUAACAUGCCAUUUCUUAUUCCAUCGUGCGUUAAGAACGGUGUUGCUUAAGCAACGUAGUACACGAAGAGGAUUCAUCGUCAGCAUCUUAUUAGGGUUCGUUUGGAUUGAUUCGCAACUUGCAGCAAACGUAAGAAGUCGAAGAAGUUUAAAACACUGGUGAACGCUGAGAAGGUACUAAGGAUGUUUCUUCUUCUGUGCUUGCCAUUGGUGUUAGCGGCGCCACUGAAUCCAACGCUAGAGGGGUACAACUUGGAACUGGUGGAUGGAAUCUUGAAAGACGUACAAUUCCAUGACAAACUCAUCGACGAGCUGGAUUUAUCCGGCUUAGGAAUUCUUCGCUUAGAAAAGAACGCUUUCGACAACGUACCAUCUCUAAAAUCCUUGAACUUGGCCAAUAACUCGCUCGAAUCGCUCCCAGAAUUCAUGUUCUCCAAUCUGACAAACUUAGAAUACUUAUCCUUAGCGCAGAACAACUUAACCAGCCUCGAAAACUUGUUCAUCCGCUUGGAGAAGCUUCAGGUGUUGAACAUUUCCUGCAACCCCAUAAUACAUCUUCGUAGAGGACAUUUGUUCGGUCUAACGAAAUCCACCAGCAUAUUAACAGAAGGAAACGUUCUUUGGAGCAUAAGCACGGGAACAUUCACGAAUUCAUUCCUGAAAGACGACGAGGAGUUGAAAUAUUUGGAGAAGGUGAAGGCUGAAGAAUAUAUCGAACAACCCAACGAUGGAAUAGAUAAAGAGAUAGAAAAGGCGACAGAGAGUAACGUGUUGAAGGAUUUCGCGCCAUACACGAAAUCGUCGAUAAAGAAAGGCCAGAAGUUAAAAUUGUGCAUAUCAAAUAACAUACUGCUAUCUAUAGAACCACUCGAAGACAAUAAACAGGUGGCGAAUGGAUGUCUGGAGAUACCAGUGAACGAGAAGGAGAGAUCUGUCAGCCUGCGAGGAUUAGGAAUCAAAGGAUUCCACGAAAAAUGGUACCAAUUACAAUAUCUUCCGUUAGUUUCUUUGGACCUUGCGAACAACGAGAUCACAGAAAUCACCAAGGAACUACUGAACGAUCUUCCCGAGGAUCUGAUUUAUGUGAAUCUGAUGGGCAAUAGGAUCAGAGGUAUCUGGAGCCAGGUGAUCGAAAACAAGUACCUAAAAAUACUGAAUCUUCGAAACAAUCUCAUAGACAAAGUGGAGGAUGAUGCUUUCGCGAAAACCAAUUUGACUACCCUGUUUCUUAAUGGAAAUCAGCUGGAGAACCUUUCGUUCGCUUCUAGUUUGCCCGAUACUCUGACAGAGCUGAUAUUAGCGGCAAAUCAGAUCUCUGCCAUUCCUGACGCGGCUUUCUCGAAUCUGCCUCGCCUGGUCUACCUGAACCUGGCUAACAACAAGAUUCAGAAACUGCAGAACAACGUAUUUAAGGGGUUGGAUUCGUUGCAGGUGUUGAUUAUUACUAAAAACAGCCUGACAGAUAUCGAACGUCAGGCGUUCUCCGAUUUGAAACAGUUGACUACUCUUUAUCUUCAUCGAAAUAGUCUGACAGAGCUUCAAAAGGGUACGUUCUCGGAAUUGGAGAGUCUGAAAGACUUGAACCUGGCUUGGAAUAAACUGGGUAAGAUCAGUGCCGACACUUUUUCGGAUCUACCUCAGACUUUGGACUUCCUUCACAUCGAUUUCAACGAAAUAAACAGCCUAGAAAAGGCUAGCUUCGUCAAUGUUCCCAGAUUUACGUUGUCUCUCACUGGAAAUAAAAUCUCGACUAUCCCAAAAGGAACCUUCGAUCUACCUACUCUUAGAGAUUUGCAUCUGAGUAACAAUACGUUGACGACUAUCGAUGGCGACAGUUACGAAGGUCUGCCUCAAUUGAAACGCCUUUGGUUAAAUGAGAAUCAAAUCAACGAAAUACCGAAAGGUUCCUGCAAGAAUUUAGGAAGUUUGAGUAUUCUGGAUAUUUCGAAGAAUCCGCUGCAAACGCUACAAAACGGUGCUCUUUAUGGGCUGAGUCUGGUUAGAGGGAACUUCUUGUAUAUCUACAAUAACCAACUGAAGGAACUGCAGGGUGGAGUUUUCGAAGAUAUUUAAGCGGACAGAUACAACGACUCGUGCACUCACUUACGUUCGUUUUUAUCAUUUAUAUAGAUUUAACAUAUACGGAGAUAUUAGGUUUGGGAUAUUAUUUUUAUUCGUUCAGACGAAAGAAUUCUUUGCUUCGAAUCGUUUCUUAUUUUCUGAUAGUCGGUAGUUUUGAGUAUUUCUAUCGAGUUUCUGAUAUCUAUGUUAUCGAUGGUUCACAAAUCGAAAAUAGCUUUGUGUAUUUGUAACUAUCGAAAUGUGAUAUGAAUGUUUCCUUAGAAAACCUUCCUUAGAAUCCUUAGAACAGGAAAGUUUGUAAAAGAAAUAAACGAAUAGAAGAAUA
Messenger RNA from Bombus impatiens (common eastern bumble bee), 2605 nucleotides. Its product is annotated as leucine-rich repeat-containing protein 15-like. The record is from RefSeq and is a predicted model, not a curated record. The coding region runs from base 382 to 2271 and encodes 629 amino acids. Gene Ontology annotation, cellular component: extracellular matrix. The transcript is spliced from 2 exons. Gene Ontology annotation, molecular function: protein binding. NCBI's taxonomy places the organism in Eukaryota, Metazoa, Arthropoda, Insecta, Hymenoptera, Apidae.